AUGUAUGAAUGUGACCCAACAGCUCAAUUUGAUGAUAAUAAUUUGCCUGACGAUUUGUGUGAUGCAAUUUAUCAACAAACAGCAUCGUGUGCAUAUAAUGGUGCCAUUGUCUGGGAUGUCGGUGGUAAUGAUAUGGUUGCAUUUCCAGAAGAAGCUGGCUAUCCAAUGGGUGGUGAUUUUCCCAUCAAAUAUUAUAUGGUUCAAAUACACUAUCACAAUCCCAAUCAACUUUCGAAUCGCACGGACAGUUCAGGUAUUCGCCUUUAUAUCGGUAAAGAACUUCGUCAAUAUGAUCUUGGCUAUUUGACUUUGGGCACUAUUUCAACGCCGCGCGCUCUGGCCAUUCCACCGAAAGUAGAACGAUUUAUCAUUGAUUCGUACUGUUCGGCGACUGCUACGAUGAACUUUCCGGAAGAAGGAAUUACAAUUGUUUCUGCUUUUCCACAUAUGCAUUCGCAUGGUCGAUCAGUAUGGACAAAACUGAUUCGAAAUAAAACAGCUUUACAAUAUUUAUUCGACACAGAAGAGUAUGAUUCCAAUUAUCAAUAUGAAAACCGUUUAUCACAACCGAUCAAAUUAUACCGAGGUGACGAACUUGCGACAAGAUGUAUCUACAAUACUAUGAACAAGGAUACGAUCACUUUGGGUGGUGAAAGAGCCGAAGAUGAAAUGUGUCGUCAUGUAAUGAAAUACUAUCCUCGAGUGAAUAAUAUGUAUAAUUGUGUGAUGAUGAAUAGUCCACAAAUAUGGAACUCAAUGAUGAACACUUCUUCGUCAGUUUAUUUACAUCAAAAAUUUAUUCUUAGUCUUAUUGAUGUGUAUUUAGAUCAUCUUUCAAUGAUUCCAUAUUAA
Messenger RNA from Rotaria sp. Silwood1, 852 nucleotides. NCBI's taxonomy places the organism in Eukaryota, Metazoa, Rotifera, Eurotatoria, Philodinida, Philodinidae. The record is from the annotation of a GenBank genome assembly.